Messenger RNA from Neoarius graeffei (lesser salmon catfish), 4172 nucleotides. It is a transcript of the gene pyroxd2, whose product is annotated as pyridine nucleotide-disulphide oxidoreductase domain 2. The record is from RefSeq and is a predicted model, not a curated record. The coding region runs from base 279 to 2018 and encodes 579 amino acids. Gene Ontology annotation, molecular function: oxidoreductase activity. The transcript has 16 exons. Lineage: Eukaryota; Metazoa; Chordata; Actinopteri; Siluriformes; Ariidae.
CCGCCUUUCUUGUUCUGAACUUGGAGAGCGAGUUUGUCUGAGAUCCCGAGUCCUCCGAGUCGCCACCCUGAAAUCGCUCUCUGUAAUCGCCAAGAGUGUGGUCCUGUGUCUCGACUGAAUCGUGUGGUGUGGGGGGGUUUGCCAUUAAAAUAUUAAAAAUCGGUUACAUCUGUCGGUAUGUCUGUGAUCUCCCAUGCUUUAAAACUCGGUUCAGAGGUGAAAGUCCGUUAGUGUGCACCAGACCUUCAGAUCGGUUUGUGAAGCCUCUGGUUGCGGAGAUGGCUGUAGCUCUGCGAGCUGGUCGCAUUCGGAGGGCAGCGCUGAACAGUGUGGAGACGGGGUGGAGGUCCAGCCACAGCACUGCGAUCAAACCCCAGUACGACGCGCUGAUAAUCGGUGCAGGACACAAUGGACUAAUUGCUGCUGCAUAUCUGCAGAAGGGGGGCUUAAAAACAGCAGUUCUAGAGCGCAGAAAUGUUCUUGGUGGAGCUGCAGUGACUGAAGAGAUCAUUCCUGGCUUCCAUUUUUCACGGGCUGCUUAUCUCCUCAGUUUGCUGCGUCCUCACAUCUAUCAGGAUCUGGAGCUCAAGAAACAUGGACUGAAGGUGUACUUGAGGGAUCCCCAUGCCUUUACCCCCAUGCUGGAAGAAGGGGUCAGGGGGCGGCCCCCUCGCUCUCUUUUACUCGGCAGUAAUCUGGCAAAGAAUCAGAAAGGGAUUGGAAAGUUCUCAGAGAAAGAUGCAAAGGCUUACCCUGAGUAUGUUGCACAUUUGGAGAAGCUGGCCUGUGCAAUUCACCCACUCCUUGAUGCGCCACCUGUAGACAUCCCAGGAGUUAUCGAGGGGUCCUUGAGGAAAAGAAUAGCAGCUAUGAAGAGUUUGAAACCUUUAGUAAAGUCUGGGCUGAAACUGGGAAAAAACAUACCAGACUUUUAUGAACUCAUAACAGCUCCAGCAAUGAAGGUUUUAAAUCAGUGGUUUGAGUCUGAGCCAUUGCGAGCAACGUUAGCCACUGACUCUGUAAUAGGAGCCAAUACGAGCCCCAACAACCCUGGUAGUGGGUAUGUUCUCUUGCACCACAUAAUGGGUGAGCUGGAAAAGGAAAUGGGGGCCUGGGGUUACGUGGAAGGGGGCAUGGGUGGUGUCUCCAAGUCCAUUACUAACUCUGCACGCUCCCUUGGAGCAGAUAUCUUUACUGAACAGGAAGUUAGUCAAGUUCUGAUUGGACCAGGUCAUACUGCCAAUGGUGUUGUGCUGAAAGAUGGUACUGAAGUUCACAGUAAAGUGGUUCUAUCCAAUGCUACUCCCUAUGUAACCUUCAAACAUCUUACUCCACAGGAUGCACUUCCUCAGAAGUUUAUUAACGCUGUUGAUCAGAUUGAUUACACCUCUCCUGUCACCAAAAUUAAUGUGGCUGUGGACAAACUGCCAAAUUUCUUGGCUGCCCCGAAUACAGCUGAUGGAAAGCCAGGGCCACAUCACCAGUGUUCCAUUCACCUGAACUGUGAGAGUGUGGCGAUAUUAGAGGCAGCAUAUAAGGAGGGCCAGCAAGGGCGCCCUUCCUCAAGACCUAUGAUCGAGAUGACUAUACCAUCUGUGCUGGAUCCCACUCUCGCCCCACCAGGCUGUCAUGUGGUGUCUUUUUUCACACAGUUUACACCUUACUGGUUGGAAGGGGGACGAGCAUGGACAGAUGAGGACAGGGAGAAAUAUGCAAAUACAGUGUUUGAUAGUGUUGAACGUUAUGCACCUGGAUUUAAGCAGUCAAUAGUUGGCAAGGAUAUUUUGACUCCUCCUGAUCUGGAAAGAGAAUUCGGUCUCACUGGAGGGAAUAUUUUCCAUGGUACUAUGUCAUUGGAUCAGCUUUACUUAGCAAGACCUUUGCCAUCAAUUGCACACUACCGCACACCAGUCAAAGGCCUGUACCUGUGUGGCAGCGGCAGCCAUCCCGGUGGGGGUGUGAUGGGUGCUGCUGGCUGGAAUGCUGCCCUGACUGUCCUGGCUGACCUUAAACACUGAUGAAGUGUCAGCUGGGUCUGAAACACAUGGCGUUCCACACAGCAAAGCCAUUAGAGCUGCCUCAGAUCCCAAACUUAAUAAGCUAAAUUAAAUUAUUCCUUGAGUUAAAUUUAAGAAAAAAAAAUCAUUCUGAAUCACUACAGGCAGCAUUGCCUUGUUUCUCAAUAAUAAUGAUGCCAGCAUUUUAUGAAAGCACUUGGUCUGUUGUUGGUGAUGCUCGUUGUGCAACCUCGACUAACCAGACCCUUAUAUCUUAUAACACACAUUACUGAAAUUUAUACUUCGACUAAUUUCUACUGCAUGACCGAUGAAUGUCUAAAUAUUAAAUAAUAUUUUAAAAAUCAUUUUUAAAUUCAAAGUGUUAAUUUUAAUUAUUCUGUCUAAAGAUGGGAAUUGAUAGGAUUUUAUUGAUAUUGAUCCCGUUAUUGAUUUUGCUUAUCGGUUUGAUUCUUUACAGAUUCCCUGAUCAGUUUUUUGUAUGGGAAGAAAAAUAGGCCUCCACAGGUUUUCGGUGUCAGUGCAGCUGUUUUAUUAGCACAGUGUAGAAUGUCGGCCAAGUAACAUUUGAACAUCCAUCCAUUAUCUGCAAUCGCUUAUCCUGUGCAGGGUCGCGGGCAAGCUGGAGCCUAUCCCAGCUGUCUAUGGGCGAGAGGCAGGGUACACCCUGGACAAGUCGCCAGGUUAUUGCAGGGUUGACACAUGGAGGACAACAACCAUUCACACUUAUGGUCAAUUUAGAGCCACCAAUUAACCUAACCUGCAUGUCUUUGGACUGUGGGGGAAACCGGAGCACCCGGAGGAAACCCACGCAGACCUGGGGAGAACAUGCAAACUCCACACAGAAAGGCCCUCGUUGGCCGCUGGGCCCGAACCCAGGACUUUCUUGCUGUGAGGCGACAGUGCUAACCACUACACCACCAUGCUGCCCAACAUUUGAAUAUGUUAAAAUAAAUUAUAGGGAAGCCAUGGCCUAAUGGUUAGAGAAACAGCUUUGGGACCAAAAGGAUGCUGGUUUGAUUCCCUAGACUAGCAGGAUUGGCUUAAGUACCCUUGAGCAAAGCACCUAACCCCCAACUGCUCUGGCAAGAGUGGUGGUGUACCUUGUGUCUGAUUAGCCAAAGAAAAACUCAUCUCAUCUCAUUAUCUCUAGCCGCUUUAUCCUGUUCUACAGGGUCGCAGGCAAGCUGGAGCCUAUCCCAGCUGACUACGGGCAAAAGGCGGGGUACACCCUGGACAAGUCGCCAGGUCAUCGCAGGGCUGACACAGACACAGACAACCAUUCACACUCACAAUCACACCUACGGUCAAUUUAGAGUCACCAGUUAACCUAACCUGCAUGUCUUUGGACUGUGGGGGAAAACCGGAGCACCCAGAGGAAACCCAUGCGGACAACAUGCAAACUCCGCACAGAAAGGCCCUCGCCGGCCACAGGGCUCGAACCCGGACCUUCUUGCUGUGAGGCGACAGUGCUAACCACUACACCACCAUGCUGCCCCAAAGAAAAACUGAUGAUAUGAUUAUCAGUUUGGGCAUUGAACCUGACUGAAAAUAAAUUACAAUGCUCCUUUUCAAAAGGGAAUAAGCUUGAACCAAAUAUAAAACUGACACAUAAACUCAACAAUUCUAUUGCAGAAAAUCUGCUAAAUUUAGCUAAAUCUUAAAUUUUUCUCUGAGAGGAUCUGCUAAAUAUGUUAAGCAAGCCUGCCUGCAUGGAGCUAAUGUUAUUUUAUUCAACAGUUAGUUCCGAGCCACUAUUUGAUUUGUCGAGUGUCAUUCCAAGAGUGCUGAUAUUUACUCAAACAGCACUGGGAUGUUUCACUGUGUCGAUCACUCCACUUGUCUGUGUUUGCUACAUAAAAUUACACUUCCUAGUUUGAAAUGUUUGCUACAGUAGCGUUAGAGACAUCAUUAUCGGACAUGUCAAUCAAUAGCUACUUUUCAAGAAUAUAACUUAUUUUUUUUAAAUAUGAAAACUCAUCACGUGAAGAAACAGAAGGAGGGAUGUCAGUUUUACCGGAAAUACCUUUAACAAAAAUUAAGUAUAAAUGAAUGUGAGCUCACUAGCCAGCUGACUGACAGGCUAUAAAGUGAGUGUGGCUUCUUCAGGAUCUAUUUCUGCUAGCAAAGCAACAAUAAACAGAACGUUUGGCCUUA